GAGGUUGAAAUGAACGCUAGGCUGUGGAGUGAAAUUCCUCUGUGUGUGAAAGUAGGGAGGGCUGAGCUUAACACGAGGUUUUGGGCUUUAGAUGUCUACGCUCAUAGACUGAACAUCCCAGUCCGUAAGAAAAAUAAAAUUUUUGGGGUUUUAUUUGUAAUAAAUAUCGCGUGAGACCAUCGAAGUGAUGGGGGGAAAUGUUAGCUCGCGCCACGUUUCCUUCGACCCUGCAUUUGAUGAGGAGGGGGUUACAUUCGUGAAGGGCAUUAGGCUUUCACAAAGAGUGAUUGAUCGUAUGAAGGAGUCUCCACCUGUGGUUCACCCGCAAGCUUCACCCAAAUCUUCCACCCAGUCAACAGCUCCUGUAGCUCCUCCGGUCGAGCGAUUGGUUCCAGGCGAACAUCAAGUACCCAUAAUCCCUCAUCCUCCCUCAUAUGCCAGUACUUUGGUUCCUCCUCCUGUUUCAGUGCCAAUAAAACCUUUCGUGCCUUUAGUAACUGGGACUGAGGAAACAUCUGCACCACCUUCAAAUCUCGUAAAGUCACCUGAAAGUCUUCCAAACCCUCCACCUACAGGUGAUGAGCAUGUAGCUAUACUUGUACCUGACCCUCAGCCUGCUGUGCUGCCUGCUGAACCCAUAAAUUCUCCUUCACCAGUGUCAAGUGAACCAAUAACUGCUUCUCCACGAGUGGAACCCGUAACACCUAUAGGGUCCUCUGUUGAACCCCUAACACCUAUAGGGUCCUCGGUUGAACCUGUAACACCUAUAGGGUCCUCUGUUGAACCCCUAACACCUAUAGGGUCCUCGGUUGAACCUGUAACAACUAUAGGGUCCUCUGUUGAACCCCUAACACCUAUAGGGUCCUCGGUUGAACCUGUAACAACUAUAGGGUCCUCUGUUGAACCCCUAACACCUAUAGGGUCCUCGGUUGAACCUGUAACAACUAUAGGGUCCUCUGUUGAACCCCUAACACCUAUAGGGUCCUCGGUUGAACCUGUAACACCUAUAGGGUCCUCUGUUGAACCCCUAACACCUAUAGGGUCCUCGGUUGAACCUGUAACACCUAUAGGGUCCUCUGUUGAACCCCUAACACCUGUAGGGUCCUCGGUUGAACCUGUAACACCUAUAUGGUCCUCUGUUGAACCCCUAACACCUAUAGGGUCCUCUGUUGAACCUGUAAAACAAACACCUAUAGAGUCCUCUGUUGAACCUGUGAUUGUAUCUGCUGAAGAUCUUGUUCCAUCUGCUGAACCGAUUGAUCCUAUAGAAACUCCAUCAUCUCUUACUUUAGCUGCUCCGCCAACAUCUGGCGAGUCCAUGGACUUACCUGUUGAACCUGAGGUUUCAACCUCCCCAAUCUCCAUACCUGCUCCUAUUCAGUCUGUCUUGGAGGAGUCUGCUGUUUCGCAGUCAGGCUCUGCUUCAUCUGUGGUUUUGCCUGAUGAAAUGCCUUGCAAGAUGCAAAUAGGUCCAAUUUCCACGGGAGAUCCUGCAGUUCCUUGUGUUCACCUGGUUGAGGAACCUGUUGCGCCACAACUCGAGGUCUUUCCACUGGAAACACAUGUUGUGAAUGAGGAAAAGCUCAAAAGGCAGCUCAGAGAAGAUCUCCAGAAGCUCCUGAAUGAGGAAAUGAAGAUGGCAGAGCAUAACAUGAGACAACAGCUGGAGGAAGAGAAAGCUAAAGCGAAGGCCCAAGCUCAAGCUGCAGCCCGACUCCAGAUUCAGGAUGAGGUCCAGAAGCUUCUGGAAGAGGAGAAGGCAUCAUAUCAACAGACCCUGGCAGAUGCCAUUAGGAUGGAGAAACUGAAGGUUCAGGAUGAGCAUCUCAUAACUCAGUAUUAUUGGAUGGAGAGGAAGGCUCAGAAACUGGAGGAGAAGGAGAAAGAUCUGGAAAAUCAGGAGGCUUUGUUUCGGGAGCAGAUUGCCAAGAUGCAGGAAAAGAUGGCUCGGUUCACAAAAGUUACUGCUGAAAAUUACAAGAAAGGCUUAGAGGAUGCACACAAGCGCUUCAGGCGAUGCCAAAUCAAACCAGUGUGUUCAGAUCUGCAGAGUCAGAUACUGAAGUGUUACGCUGAGAAUAAAGGUCAGACUAUGAGCUGUUCCAACAUCGCGUCACUGUAUAUUCAGUGUGUGGACCGUGCCAGACAGGAUAAAAAGCUGAGCACCGGAGGUUAGCUCACUGGGCUGAACAUCAGAUGAGAAGGCCAUCAAUGCAAACACACACACAUUAAAAAUUAUUCAAUUAGUUUAAUUGUUAAUUACACAUUUCAGCAGGUUUAAAUAUGCCUUCUCUUGAAUAUGAGCCAUUAUCGGACCACUAUGGAGAAAUACCUCAACUGGUUCCUCACUCUUGUGACUGUGAACUGGUUUCAUGUGCUAUCGAGUGCUUUGUUUGUGUGUGGAGACAUAGUGAUUUUCUUCUGUGUUCCUUCUUGUUUUAAAAUAGUGCAUGACCAAAAAGUACAAAGCGAUGCACAAUCUGGAAGCUGUUCUUUGAUGACAUGUUUUUGCAUAGUAAAAAGUUUGUCUUUUUCUUUGAUACCUGAUAUUAUAGGUAUUUUGGACAAAUGAUUGAAAUCCAAGCUGUGCUGCUAAAAGCCGGUCAAAUGUGUAAAAUGGGUAUUAAGGAAUA
Carassius auratus (goldfish) is the source of this 2633-nucleotide messenger RNA. RefSeq names its product MICOS complex subunit Mic19-like. The record is from RefSeq and is a predicted model, not a curated record. The transcript has 9 exons. Gene Ontology annotation, biological process: inner mitochondrial membrane organization. Gene Ontology annotation, cellular component: mitochondrion; MICOS complex. NCBI's taxonomy places the organism in Eukaryota, Metazoa, Chordata, Actinopteri, Cypriniformes, Cyprinidae. The coding region runs from base 188 to 2176 and encodes 662 amino acids.